AUGAAAAACAGCCAGACGGACGAGCGUUUGAAAAGUGGGAAAUGGGUGAGCGGUCUACGAGAUAUAGCCAAUGGUGAUGAUCAUAAGAUUGUUCUGUUUGCUGAAACAUGCGCUCAUUGGCUAAUAACAGCUUUGGCAGAAUUUCCUACAUUGUCAUACCCAUUGUCGCUGUGUACAUACCUGAGGAGGCGAUUGCACAUGCUAUAG
Messenger RNA from Cylicocyclus nassatus, 207 nucleotides. The record is from the annotation of a GenBank genome assembly. NCBI's taxonomy places the organism in Eukaryota, Metazoa, Nematoda, Chromadorea, Rhabditida, Strongylidae.